Messenger RNA from Cannabis sativa, 1103 nucleotides. RefSeq lists its product as uncharacterized. The transcript has 8 exons. Lineage: Eukaryota; Viridiplantae; Streptophyta; Magnoliopsida; Rosales; Cannabaceae. Gene Ontology annotation, cellular component: extrinsic component of membrane; GID complex. The record is from RefSeq and is a predicted model, not a curated record. Gene Ontology annotation, biological process: proteasome-mediated ubiquitin-dependent protein catabolic process; protein catabolic process in the vacuole; negative regulation of gluconeogenesis. Bases 117 to 821 code for a protein of 234 amino acids.
AUGAUUCCAUGGAGAGAGGUCGGGUCGGGCUAUUUUGGAAUAUUAAUGUAGAGUAGAGUCGUGAACAAUAGAAGAGAGAAUCCUUCGAUAAAAGACCGAGCUGAAUAAGGAAGGCAAUGCCGGUAAGAGUGGUGGAUACCUCCGCCCCUUCUCAGAUUUCUGAAGGUGCAAAUUCUGGGCAAACGGCACCACAAGCUUGUACCCUUUUAAGUGUUGGACAGGUUUAUCUUCUUAACUUCGUCUCUAUCUCCAAACAUGUUCGACAGUUUUUUCUGUUGACCUUCUCGGGUACUCAGAAUGUUUCUGGUUUGCAAAAAGAUGAAGCAUGGAGGGUAAAUGUUUGUAUACAAGGAUGUGACCUUGAACAUGGUUAUCUAUGCGGUACCAUGGAAGCUCUUAAUGUUCCCAUGGCCGAUACACCAGUUGUAACCUUUUGGGAAGGAGAAAUUGUUGAUACCAAGAAUUAUACUUUCUUCACUGGCAAAUGGGAAGCAACACCAGAGGAUGAUAUAAGGCACUGGACCAAGUUUUCUUCUUUUAAUCCUUUACUUAGCCAAGUGGAGGUUGAUGGAGGCAAAUCUUUGGACUUGAGUAACUAUCCAUACAUAUUUAUGAGAUGGAAAGAACAGUACUUUGUCAAUGUUGGGACAGACUGUGGGUUAACUAUAGCUGGCUUUUACUAUGUUUGCUUUUCUUGUAGUGAUGGCUCCAUUAAUGGAUUCUACUAUGAUCCUAAUAGCAGCCCAUUCCAGAAGUUGGAGCUGAAAUCUACUAAUGAGGGAAGAUCAGGUUUCAGUUUCUCUUCAUACGAGUUACGAUAGAGAUUAAGAAGAUUUAAGGUUUUGGUGUUCGGAGAAACUUGAGAGAUUGCACGAGUUUCUCGCUUUCUUGGUGUAUAAGUUUUAUUUUAACUUAGGGAAACUAGUUUGGCUGCUUUUAGCUACUACUUUGUAGCUUUUUCUGUUCAUGUAUAUGUUAAAAUUUAAUUUUAAGGAAUAAUCAACCUUGCUUUUUUAAAUUUCUUUUAACUGAACUUGUCCAGAUACCAACUCUAUCUGAGUGAUGAAAUAUAUAUGAAAAGAAAACAACAAAAAUUUGUGAUC